GAUAAGUAUGAAUAAAAAUUAAAUUUUAUGUUGUCUCAUAAAUUCAGAACUAAUCUGCAAAAUAAGGGGACCCCUUCUAGAAAUUGAUGCGCGCGCAAUUAGUAUUCCAUGUUUCUAAACAUGGCAGGUCGCAGUGGUUUUGACGAUGGUAAUCCGAGGGACUAUGGAGGCGGCAGGAGAACUGUGGGCGGCCGUCCUCUCCCAACCGAACCACCAUACAAGGCCUACGUUGGGAACUUACCCUCUGGUCUCAUUCAAGGCGAUAUUAACAGAAUCUUUCCAAAUCUGGCCGUUAAAAAUGUCCGGCUGGUUAUGGAUAAGGAAACAGAUCUAUUCAAAGGAUUUUGCUAUGUGGAAUUUGAGUAUCUCAAUGAUCUCAUAAAAGCAAUCGAAAUGAAUGGUUCUCUAAAGGUAGAUGAUAAAUUUGUAAAAAUUGAUGUUGCGGAAGAAAAAAGGAAUGAUAGAGGAGGUGGCUUCGAUCGGGGAAGACGCGAGGGUCGUGAUGGCGGGAGGGACGGUCGUGGUGGGUUCCGGCGAGAGGGAGGUGGCCGUGGUACGUACGACGACAGGAGGACCCCGGGGUUCACACAUGAACGCGAGCGUGGCGGCGGGGCGAGCGGGGAGCGAUGGAACGACCGUGGCGGGGAGCGGCCGGAGCGCGGGGGUGAGAGGUGGAAUGAGCGCGGCGGGGAGAGGGGUGCGAGAGGGGGCAGCGAGGAACCCCGCGGGGGAGACUGGGGGAGGAUGGGGAGACAGCCGUCAGCACCCAGGCAGCAACCACGUCGCUUUGACGACAUGCCGCCAGCCAGAGCCGACACAUCAGGUAGACCGAAGCUGGUACUGGAGCCGCGGACGGUGAAGGAGCCUGUCAACUCGCUGGCUGCUACAAGCCAGGCCUCCUCUAUAUUCGGCGGCGCCCGGCCGAGGGAGGAACGACUCAAAGAACUCGCCGAGGAAUAGUCCCAUCGACCCCAAACUCCUCUGUGUAUAUGUAUCGCCCAUACUUCCAUACUAAAUUCGACCUUGUACAUGAACCGGUUUUUUUUGUUAGGUUGUGAAGUUGUAAAUCAUUUUUUUUAAUAGCUCUACUGUAACGCUUGUUCAAGGCAUCAUUUUAAAUUUGCUAGUUUCUCGUCCGGGCUUGUGUGUAUGAUAUUUGCUUUCAUAUCUAAAUUCAACUAUAAUUCACUUUGGGUGAUAUAAAGAUAUUUUUAUUGUUUUUUUUUUUUCUCCAGUUUGCUUCUUUUGAGAAUUAAAUGAAAUUAGUUCUCUAAUGUAAUGGAUUAUCAUUUUCUUGUUUGUUUGAUUUGUUAGGUCGUAAAAAUUAAUCAUUGAACGAGUAAUAAUGAAACAUAAUUUAAGAGUUGAUUAAUAUAAUGUAAUUAUGGUGUCAUUAAUAAAUUAAACUUCCACGUAAAUGAAUUUCUAUUUUAUUAGAUAUUGUUUAAUGUCAUUACAUACGUGGCAGAGAAAAAAUCGCAAAAUUGUAACGAAUGUUAGAAAGAAUUAAUAAAAAGAGAAUUUCUAUGCAACAGAUGAUUUGUAUUAGCUUUCUCCAUUGAUCCUCUCCUUAACCCAUUUCAAUAUUAUUUUUUAUUAAUGAUUACUACUUUAAAAUACAUCGACAUCUUUAUA
Messenger RNA from Danaus plexippus (monarch butterfly), 1635 nucleotides. It is a transcript of the gene eIF4H1, whose product is annotated as eukaryotic translation initiation factor 4H. Lineage: Eukaryota; Metazoa; Arthropoda; Insecta; Lepidoptera; Nymphalidae. Gene Ontology annotation, molecular function: RNA binding. Bases 109 to 960 code for a protein of 283 amino acids. The record is from RefSeq and is a predicted model, not a curated record. The transcript is spliced from 6 exons.